This is a messenger RNA of Drosophila subpulchrella, 3443 nucleotides long. RefSeq lists its product as uncharacterized. Gene Ontology annotation, molecular function: chitin binding. The transcript is spliced from 2 exons. Gene Ontology annotation, cellular component: extracellular region. NCBI's taxonomy places the organism in Eukaryota, Metazoa, Arthropoda, Insecta, Diptera, Drosophilidae. The record is from RefSeq and is a predicted model, not a curated record. Bases 5 to 2965 code for a protein of 986 amino acids.
GAAAAUGAAGUUGCAACAAGUUCGGAUGAUUUACAAAGGUUAUUGUAUGUUGGCAUUUGUAUGUCUGAUACAUCCAUCUAUAAGCUCUGUCAUUAAGGAUUCUGUAAAAUGUACAGAGGGAUUUGUUGCUGUUGAUGCCGACGAUUGUGCCAGCUAUUUUCAGUGUCUCGAUGAUGAAACUGUGCACUUUAAUUGUCCCAAUGGGAGUUAUUUUGAAAAAAAUAAUGAGAUAUGCGUGGUGGACGAGUUUGGUGUCUGCCCUACCUCUCGAAGAAAAUGUUUCAAUGGAGAUCUUUUUGAGGAUUCUAAGGAUUGUGUGACAUAUUUUAAAUGCCUUCAUGGAAACCUGGUGAGGGAAAGGUGCCCUGAUGGAAGUAACUUUAAUGGAAUAUCAAAAAGUUGCCGUAUGGAUCACAGAGGGUCCUGCACAUCUCAGCGGGAAAUAUGUGUGGAGGGAGAACUACAAGCGGACUCGGACGAUUGUGCAGGAUAUCUGAAUUGCAUCGGUGGAGUCCUUGUGAAGGAAAAGUGCCCCAGUGGUAGCUACUUCGAACCCAUUUUCAAACUCUGCCAGCUGGAUGAGAAUGGUGUCUGUUCAUCUCCAUCAAGUGAGUGCAAUGAAGGUGAAGUGCAGGUGGACCCCAGUAACUGCGCUGGUUAUCUCAACUGUCAGAAUGGAAAACUUGAAACUGAAAGUUGUCCCAGUGGCAGUUACUUUGAACCCACUUAUAAAGUCUGCACCGUUGAUUUAAAUGGAGUGUGUGUUAAGCCUCCAGCGAAGUGCACUGAAGGGCAGCUAACUUUGGAUCCCAAUAACUGUGCAGGAUAUCUUAAGUGCAUAGAUGGAGAGUUCGUGGAGGAGCAGUGUUCUAGUGGAUCCUUCUACGAUCCAAAGUUGGAAACCUGUUUAGUGGACAGUGAGGGUGUUUGUGUCACUAAGAUCAAACAUUGUAAUGAAGGAGUUCGGGAAGAAGAUCCCCAGAAUUGUGCUGGAUACACUCAAUGCAUUCAGGGCAAAACCGAAAAUCUCAAGUGUUCUUUUGGAAGUUAUUUCAACGAGACUCAGGGAGAAUGCCUCUUUGAUUUGGUAGGGGUUUGUGUAAAGUCAAUUGACGAACUUGACAUUAGCGAAGUAGAACCUUUAUAUUCGAAAAGUACUAUUGCUGACUUCGAACGACAAACCGAAAGUACUACUUCCGAUCAAUCUACGGAAACCACUAUGGCCAAUUUGAUUCGAUAUGCGGAAAGUCUUGUAGUUGACUUGAGUUUCGACAUGGAGGAGGUACAACCUCAAUAUACGGAAAGUACCACUGCUAACAUCGAGCAGCAUACUGAUAGCACUACUCCUGAUCAAAGAACGGAAACUACAAUUGCCAAUUUGCUUCGAUAUACGGAGAGUACUGCAACCGACUUGCCUGGCUAUACAGAGGGUCCUGAACAUGACGAAAGAACUUCAACCGACUUGCCUGGUUAUACAGAGGGUCCUCAAUACGCGAAAGCAAAUAAUGCAGAAAUUUCUAUUGCCAAUUUGCUUCAAUAUACGGAAAGUACCACAUCCGAUUGGCCCCAAAUAUCGGAUAGUAGUCUUGCUGAUUUACUUGAAUAUCAAUAUACAGAGAAUACUGUUUCCGAUUGGCAAAGUACUAAUUCUGCUUUGCAGUCAUCCACUUCGAAUGAGAUCAGCAGUCCUGAAUAUGCGGAAAGAAGUAAUGCAGACUUCACUCAGUAUAGUACUACAUCCGAUUGGCCUUCAAGUACGGAGAGUAGUCUUGCUGAUUUGCUUGAAUAUCAAUAUACAGAGAGUACUGUUUCCGGUUGGCAAACUACUGAUUCUGCUUUGCAGUCAUCCACUUCCAAUGAGAUCAGCAAUUCAAUAGGAAAUACAAGUACAAUUGUCCCUGAUAGUACAAUUUGUAUUGAAUAUUCUAUCGAAGAAGAUCCCGAUGAUUGUGCUGGAUACAGACAAUGCAUUCGGGGUGAAAUUAAACAAGUCAAGUGUGACCAGGGCAGAUACUUUAAUAUAACACAAGGAGAUUGCCUUAUUGACGUGAAUAAAGUAUGUGCCAAGUUACAGAAGGAAGAUCAGGAUCAAUAUGCGAAGAUUAAUGUUACUGAUUCCCCAACUACUAUAUCCGCUCUGGAGACUACCACUCCCUAUGACCCAUUUGCAAAAUGCACAGAAGGAAGGCUUAAAAUGGAUCCCAACAACUGUGCAGGAUACCUUAAUUGCUCAGAUGGAGAACUGAAGGCGGAAAAUUGUCCCAGUGGGUUCUAUUUUGAUCCCAAAUUGAAAAUAUGUUCGGUGGAUAUUAGGGCUACGUGUAUCACUAAUAUCAAGUUUUGUGUCGAUGGAGUUCGGGAAGAGGACCCCAACAAUUGCGCUGGAUACAGACAAUGCACUCAAGGCGUGGUCGUAAAUCUUAAAUGUCCCAAUGGAAAAUACUUUAAUGUGGCCGAAAGAGGUUGCCUUGCUGAUGAGCAUAAAGUUUGCGUGAAGUCUGGGGAGGACUAUUACCCGGAAGAUGUUCUACUUGACGAUUCUGCUCCGCCGAUGUUCUUACCAGAGCAAACCUGCAGUACCUACAAGAAUGGAGUGUGUGCUGAUCCACUUGAGAAAUGCUUCGAAGGACAGCUGAAACUAGAUCCAAAUAACUGCGCAGGGUAUCUUAUAUGCAAAUUCGGACAACUAGUGCAGGAACUAUGUCCCAAAGGCUCAUACUUCGAUCCCUCAACAAAGUCCUGUUUGGUGGAUAGAAGGGGUAUUUGUGUCACGAAUAUUGAAAUUUGUGAAGAAGGAGCUCGCGAAGAAGACCCCCAGGACUGCGCUGGAUACAGGCAAUGCAUUCAAGGUGAUGUCGAAAAUCUUAAAUGUCCCGCUGGUAACUACUUUAAUGUGCCCCAAAGAGAAUGCCUUGUUGAUAUAGAUAAAGUCUGUGAGCAGACAGAACAGAAAUUUACAAUCUAGCAAUAUGUUUUCUACACCCGAUAAGACGAAAAUCAGAAAAUCCGAAAACAAAACCCUACAAAAAAAAACAAUGACUCGGAACCCGAGAAAUACAGUGGGUAUCUUUCAUCAGGGCAGACACUUUAACGCCUGGAAUAUAACCUAUAUAUAGACGAUUGAAUUCGCAUGAAUAAUAAAUAACCUCAUACGAUACAUUUCAAGUUAAUAAUUCACCGUAAUUGGGAAGUAGGCAUUUGGUAGCUGGGACUUUUCGGAAAGUUUUUUAUUGCCUCCAUCGAAAGCAGCAGUGACUGGCGUUAAUGCGAUAAGCGAACUUGUGUACUUGCCAGCACGUUCUCUGUCUCAACAAUUAUCAACUGGUCGAACUGAUUAACUUGAAAAAUACCAUGGAAUUUGGGAUCGCUGUUACUAUUCAAUGUGAAUCAUUCCAGAAGUUAGGUCAAUUCCCCUUGAUUAAAUAUAGGAGAAACAACUCUCA